AUGACAACAAUAUGUUUCUUUGCGUACAGCAACUCGUCCAUACAUUAUGAUGAAUGGAAUAUAACGGUCAUCUUUAAAAAUAAUAGAGCACCCCGUCACUCCUCAGGAAAGUCGGUCUAUGUCACUACACUUAAAAACUGUUGGCAAGUGGGCGAGAAUCGAACAAACAACAGCGUACUAAAAUGGAAGUUUGUCAAGUUUCAUAACUUGCCUGAAAACUUCACGAACUUUACGGGCGAAGUUGCGACAGACCCAAUAGAAAUAGAGUAUGUAAAGACAGACUGGAAGGUUGCUCCAGGUGAGAUUUUUAAUGCAACCGUUAAAUUGCGCGACGAAGUUAAAAAUCUCGUCCCAGGGAUUGUUGAUAUAGUAAUCAAUUCUUUUUCAGUACACCUCAAUACCCCGUCAGCAUUAUUUCUUACGACUGGAAAAAUUACCAAUAUCAGUCUAUGCGGAAUAGAACGAAGCAAAUUUUCUGUGCAGCUAAAUUGUAAAGGAAGUCAACUUUUAAGUACAGUGAUAGGCGAUCUCGAGUUAAACAAUUGCUAUGCCGGAUUUCGUUUUUCAAACGAAACAUUAACAUGUAAAUGUAUGGAUUCCGUCAAAGACGAGCAAGCUAGAGGGGUGUCGCACUGUGCUCCUGAUGGGAAGAGCCUUUAUGUGAAACAAGGAUACUGGGCAGGAAAGGUGCAAGGCAAGUUUUCCACGCAUGUCUGCCCUGAUGGAUAUUGCAAAUCAUGGGAUUCAAGCGCUAACGAAUAUCUGUAUUUUGAGGAUCAAAUGUGCAAGCAGGGUAGAAAACAGAGUAGCGUACUCUGCGGACAAUGUGAAGCAAAUCAUAGCGUUACCAUUGGCAGUGAACAGUGCAAGAAUGAAUGUACGAAUUUGUAUUUGUUACUGUUGAUACCGUUGGCUCUGGUUCUUCUCCUGAUUGUCAUGGGGAUCAUGCUUAUAGAUCUUGACGUCUUUACUGGGUACUUAAACGCCUGGGUGUACUCCUACCAAGUCAUGAGAUACUUAGCACCAGAUGGAUUUCUAUUUAACAGUUUUAGCGAAUUUGUCAUAGCUUUAACCAAUUGCCAAAUUAAAGUUGGGAACAGCAGCUUCUGUUUGGUCAAAGGUCUUGAUGAUGCCGACAAACUCAUGGCGAUGUACCUCAUCCCGGUAUACGUAAUAGCAGUUGUCGUCUUGCUAGCAAAGAUGGUGAGUGCUUUUCCGAACUGGUGCUUUAGCAGACGGGUCAGAGCACCAUUUCGCGGCAUAUGCACCAUCCUUGUACUCUGUUAUACACACACCACCUAUAUUUCUCUCAGGAUUCUGCGUUUUGCCAAAGUUGGAUCAAAGAUCGUGCUUUACGUCAAUGGUGAGAUAGAGUACUUCAGUGGAAAGCAUUUCUAUUACGGAAUUGUCGCCAGUCUCUUAGUGGUGUUCGUGUCAGUACUCUUUCCGUUAUUCCUUUUAUUUCGCCCGCUCCUGACAAGAGGUCUUCGUCCAGUCCUGAACCUCAAUCGCUGGAAUCCGUUCUUUGACGCACUUCAGAGCUGUUUUAAAGAUCAGUAUCGUUGGUGUGCGGCCUUCUACUUUAUCUGCCGGCUGGGUCUCCUGGUCAUCUAUGAAUUUAUAGCGGCAGGUCCAGUGAAAAGACUUUUGCUGGAGGUGGCCUGCAUCUCGAUCCUGCUGACCUUUGCAAUCUUGAGGCCCUACAAGGAAGCUCUAAAUGUCGAAGAGGACGAGGAGAGUUAUGACUGGAUGAACAAAUCUGACGUGGCACUCCUGACCACUCUUUCCUUCAUCGCUGUGACCAGUUCCCUAUGCGAAAACAGCCUUGCAAUCACCCCUGGUGAAAAAUACGGGCUCAUAAUAUUCCUCAACAUCUUGUCCUGCAUUCCCAUUGCAGUGCUGAUGGUAGUAUUAGCCUUACGCGUUGGAAGGAGAUACCUGCCGGCUUGUAGCACUAGAAAAGUUGAACCAUUUACAGACUCCAAGAAAGUUCGUUAAAUCUCUGUAAAAUGUCUACAUUUCCUUUGUAAAUUACAAUCUCAGUAAAUUUGCACACUUACAGAGAUUUUGUAAUUUCCAUAAAAAGUCUUUAAAUUUCGCUUUCAGAUCGCAUAAAAUGUACAUGAAAUGUUGUUGUUUUUCUUGUAAAUGUUUCGUAAAAUUUACAGAGAUUUUACAGCAUAUAAACAAAUCUCUGUAAAACAUCCACAUUUUCUCUGUAAAAAGGGAACUAGGAGAAAAAAAUCUCUGUAAAAUCGAAAACAUCAAAUCUCCACAUUAUAUCUGUAAAAUUUGAAUAAAAAUAAUGUCAUAAAAUGGUAGUAAAAUCUCCACAAAUGUAAGCUACACAAAAUGUCACAGAAAAGUAGUACACAUAAUGUCUGUAAAAUGUAACCAUUUUAUUGGAAUAAAUCUUUGCAAAAUGUCGACAUUUUAUCCGUAAAAUCAGCCUGUACAAAACGAUUAGGUGUGAAAGCCAUAAGACAUAAUCUCAAUAAGAUCUCUGUAAAAUGCAAACUGAACAUUGCAUAAAAUCUUAGUUUAAUGCAUACACAAAUAAACUACACAACAGGUCGCACGAAAGUACACAUAAUGUCUGUAAAAUCACAAGGUAAAAUAGGAAGGUAUUGGAAACCAUAACAUUAUCUUAUUACACUUAUUACAACAAGAGCUUUGUGAACAGCAAACUAAGGAUUGUGGCAGGUACACACAAAAUAGAACAAUCCUUGUACCUUUCAAUAACAGGUAAAUUCUGAAGUUCAAAGUUAUGUAACUAACAAAUGAGAUUUACACAGCCACAUAUCAAAAUCAUGACAACAAUGAAAGGAGCUUGGGAAAGAAGAUACAAACUCAAACGAACUGGAUCAGACUGGUUCCUGAGAUAUUCCCAAGAUAAUUGACAGCAGUGUAAUUUGGCGAUAUCUUUCCAUCAAUGAAGGUAUAUUAGAGCGGUUUUCAACUGAGUGUUGUAAAACCAAAACAGAAAUAAUUACUUACC
Orbicella faveolata is the source of this 2998-nucleotide messenger RNA. RefSeq lists its product as uncharacterized. The record is from RefSeq and is a predicted model, not a curated record. Lineage: Eukaryota; Metazoa; Cnidaria; Anthozoa; Scleractinia; Merulinidae.